CCUUUUGAUAGAAUGCAGUUUUAAAUUAUUAUUAAGUUGACAUCAUUUCAGAGGACUGGAACUCCCUGUCUGGUCAAAGGUCGACAUUUAUCAGCAGAGAUUCUGGAUAAGAUUAACUUUGAUUUUAUAUGCUUUUGUUGAUAUAUGUUGAUAUAUAUAUAUAUAUAUAUAAAUGUUGAGCAGCUUUUAACUGAGACUUUACUGUAAAUGAGGAAACACAGUUUGAAUCCACAGUGCGGCUCCUCGUCCUGAUAACCGUCUCUGUUCAUUAAACACAACAAGCUCCACUCUGGGAUUUCAUGGUUCUCUUCAUUCAGAUUUACAGGUUGUAGAUGGGUGUAACCAACAUAUGACGCAGGACAGAGCUGUCAGGCUGCAUUUAUGACUGAAUGACGUGUUCAGAUCAAAGUUCAAACUCAUUAAACUCAUCAGCAAGUGAAGCUCAGACAGUCGUUGCCUCUGACAGCUGAAAUGGCACAGAGAGGAGAUCAGCUGGACCGAGAAACACUCAGCUGUUCGAUCUGUCUGGAUCUACUUAGGGAUCCGGUGACUAUUCCCUGUGGACACAGCUACUGUAUGAGAUGUAUUAAAGUAUUCUGGGAUGGAGAGAAUCAGAGGAGGAUCUACAGCUGCCCUCAGUGCAGAGAGGCCUUCACACCGAGGCCUGUCCUGAAGAAAAACACCAUGUUAGCAGCUUUAGUGGAGCAGCUGAAGGAAAAGACUGAGAGGCAGAGAGAGCUCGAGGUGAGUCGACUAAACAUCCAGCAGAGAAUCCAGGAGAGAGAGAAAGAUGUGAAGCUGCUUCAACAGCAGGGGGAGACCGUCAGUCGCUCUGCUGAUAAAGCAGUGGAGGACAGUGAGAAGAUCUUCACUCAGCUGAUCCGUCUCCUCCAGAAAAGAAGCUCUGAUGUGAAGCGGCAGAUCAGAUCCCAGCAGCAAACUGAAGUGAGUGGAGUCAAAGAGCUUCAGGAGAAGCUGCAGCAGGAGAUCACUGAGCUGAAGAGGAAAGACGCUGAACUGAAGCAGCUCUCACACACAGAGGAUCACAACCAGUUUCUACACAACUACCCCUCAGUGUCACAACUCAGUGAACCUACAGACUCAUCCAGCAUCAAUAUCCGUCCUCUGAGAUACUUUGAGGAUGUGACAGCAGCUGUGUCAGAGCUCAGAGAUAAACUACAGGACAUCCUGAGGGACAAAUGGACAAACAUCUCAAUGACAGUGACUAGAGUGGAUGUUUUACUGCCACAACCAGAACCAGAACCCAAGACCAGAGCUGAGUUCUUAAAAUAUUCACGUGAAAUCACUCUGGAUCCAAACACAGCAAACACAAAGCUGUUAUUAUCUGAGGGGAACAGAAAAGUAGAAUAUACAUAUCCACUACAGUCUUAUUCUAGUCACACAGACAGAUUCACUAAUCAUCCUCAGGUUCUGAGUAAAGAGAGUCUGACUGGACGUUGUUACUGGGAGGUGGAGCGGAGAGGAGGAGUUUAUGUAGCAGUCGCAUACAAGAAUAUCAGCAGAGGAGGAAGUGAAUCUCUAUUUGGACAUAAUGACAAAUCUUGGUCUUUAAUUUGUUCCACUAACAGGUAUGGAUUCUGCUUCAACAGCAUUAAAACUCUCGUCUUAGGUCCUCGUUCCUCCAGAGUCGGAGUGUACCUGGAUCACAGAGCAGGUAUUCUGUCCUUCUACAGCGUCUCUGAAACCAUGACUCUCCUCCACAGAGUCCAGACCACAUUCACUCAGCCUCUCUAUGCUGGACUUUGGAUUGGAGACACAGCUGAGUUGUGUAAAGUGAAAUAGACAGAAGUCAUUUCAGAUUUCAUGUGUCAGAUGUUGUAAUCAUAGACUGUAUAUAAGAAAUGGACGUAACAUCCGUGACGUCACCCAUUGGUUUGUGGACUGCUGCUCGGAGGCCAAUAGUAUCGGAUCUGAGCAGCUCCAUCUUGAUAAUUUCAGGUGCAUGCUGGGUAAAAUAAAAACAUGGAUUCUACUUAUAUGAGCAUCAGGAGGGGCAUGAGGCGCCCUCCUGAAGACCGGAGCUCCCUGCCUGGUCAGAUGUUGUAAUUCAUGUUUUUGUCUCCAUGUUUUUGAGCUAAUAGGGAUAUUCAACUUAUUAACACUUAAUUUAUCUUUAUGUAUGUGUUGUUGAUAUUUUUAGUUGUUUUUUUUUCAGGCUCUCACUGCUCAUCACCAUGUUUUUAAACCUUCACUGACAUUUCUUCAGAUGAAAAUGUGAACUUCUCUUUGUUCUAAAUGUUAGGUUCAUGUUUGUAUUGAUGUAUUUGUGUCUGUUGUUUCUUAACCCUCCUGUUGUCCUCGAGUCAAGGAAGGAAGGAAAGAUGGAAGGAUGGAAGGGAGGAAGAAAGAAGGAAAGGAGGGAGGUAGGAAGUAAGGGAAGGAAGGAGGGAAGGAAGGAAGGAAGGAAGG
Molecule: messenger RNA, 2430 nt
Organism: Scomber scombrus (Atlantic mackerel)
Lineage: Eukaryota; Metazoa; Chordata; Actinopteri; Scombriformes; Scombridae
Product: tripartite motif-containing protein 16-like protein
Exons: 1
Coding region: 472-1803 (443 amino acids)
Molecular function (GO): protein binding
Source: RefSeq, a predicted model, not a curated record